Molecule: messenger RNA, 9184 nt
Organism: Amphimedon queenslandica
Lineage: Eukaryota; Metazoa; Porifera; Demospongiae; Haplosclerida; Niphatidae
Exons: 52
Coding region: 1-9078 (3025 amino acids)
Molecular function (GO): ubiquitin-protein transferase activity; ATP hydrolysis activity; ATP binding
Source: RefSeq, a predicted model, not a curated record
AUGGCUACUAAAAAUGGUGUUGGUGGCGGUGACGGAAAUCAGGGUGCUCGAGGUAGUGGUAGCAGCAGCAAUGAUCGAGCCAGUAGUGGUGGUGCGGGUGGCAAUCCAAGUACUAAAUCAGAAAACCGUUAUGACAGAAACAAAUUGCAAAUGGCUAUUUCUAUAGUUACAUCUCUCCUAGGAGAUCCACAACUGGCAGCAAAAUCUAGACCUAAAUCUCUAACAACAAUUGAGGAAAUGAAAGUUAUUAAUUUAACUUUCAAGCAAUUAUCACCCUUGACUAAUGACUUUAUAAGGAGUUUGAAACAGCCAAAUGAUUUCUUUGAUAUCAUUGAGAAAAAAUAUUGUCAGUACUAUGAUUGUAUCAUGAAAAUUGUUACUUUUGGCAAAGUACUUAAAUUUGAUGUUAAUAUUGAAGUGGCAUUCAAUGAUUUAAACGAAUUGAUAAAAAAGCAGUUGGAAGCUUUUCAAAAAUAUCCUAGUACUAAAAGUAUUAAAAUGCUUCGUGAAGCAGCAUUUACAGCUGUACAAUCAUCCUGCAAUUUAUUAAGAUCUACUAUGGAAAAAAGACUAGAAGCAAUAGAAAAAAAGGUCGAGGUACUAAUUCGAAAAACUGAAAUACUUUCUGUAUUACCAGAGAAAAUCAAACCAAAUUACCUUGAUUGUGUAGUGACAACUGUACAAACUUUUUAUGACCUUGAACAAAGGAUCAGUUUAGCUUUUGAUGCUGCCAGUUUUAGUGAAUACUUAGCAAAGAUCACUGAAGCAAUUGAUUGUGCUGAGAUCUUGACUAAAGGAACCUUACUGUGUCUUCACUUUUAUCAAUUUGGAGUUGUAUCCAAGGAUGAAAAUUUGAUUAAUCUCACUGGCUUCUAUUCAUUGGUUUCAUGGAUUGCAAGUGAUGCAUGCAUCAAUAAUGUGUAUCUAGACUAUUUUUGUCAUUAUUUUCCAUUAUAUGCUACUGCUGUUUUAAAACAGUUAUCUAAAGAUGCUGUUGAAAAAAUGGAAAUUAUAAAGAACAACAUUCAAAAGAGGAAAAAAUUAGUUGAUAAUAAAAAAACAGCAGCUGAACUCAAAAAAAUUUUAUCUGUAUCUUUUAUUGAAUCAUCUGAUUUUCCAAGUUUUUAUGAGAAACUAUGUCAAAUUCUUGAAAGCUUUCACAAAUUUGUGAAGAACUGUAACAGUUUCUGGUUUAAUGGUGGUGAACCAGCUAAAGUUCGAAUUAAACUUGUUCAGGACUUUGCAGUUGCAUUAGAGUCAGAAUUUCAUGAUAUCCAAUUGAAUAAUUUUAGAAAAAAAAUUAAGUUGUUAGAUCAAAGCAAAAUACAACAGUCUAAUCCUAAUUCAGAUCUCCUUGCUAUAAUAAAUUAUUCUCAAAAUUGUUUAGACAGUCUUGCUUUUUUGAAACAGAUAGACAUAUCAUAUCAAUCUAUCAGUGAGCGUUAUGACAAAAUGAAUGAAUAUGAAGAGGCAUCAAUAACAGCUCUUACAAAUGCAUUAGAGUUUUCUCAAUCUAUGGAUGACAUUGGAAGUUUAAAUGAGCAAAUAUCUAGUUUCAAAAAAUCAUUGAUGUUAGAUAUUUAUUGCUCUAAAUGUAGCAAAGAAAACUUAGAAACUGUAAUAAUCCAGGUGAAUGCAUUGAUAAAAGAAAUACAAGAGGCAGCUAGCUCAUUAUUUGAUAAGAGAGAUAUGUAUCCUCCUCAAUUAAGGGAUUUAAUAAAACCUCAAGGAAAUGAUUUAUUAAGUACACAUACAACUUUCAAUUUUAAAGUCAUAGUAAGAAAAGAGGAUUGGAAACUUGAAGAAAAUACAAAUUUCUACAUUGCCAUGGCAUUUUACAUCCCAAACCAUGGUGAACAUAUCUUAAAAUUAGAAUUUCGUCCUUCAAAUAUUGAACCAGAAUAUUCAAUAAUGUCAUGUGGAGUGGCUAUUAAACGGAGCUUUCAAAAGUUGUAUUAUAAAUACUUAUUAUUUCCUUAUUACAAGACACCAGCAGAGCUAAUAUUCAUUCAGAAGCCACAAUAUGAAGAAGCAUCUUGCUGUUACAGAGUAUUGGACGUACCUCGAAAUAUAGAUAAAAAAGAGGUUUUUGAUAGUUGUAUCUAUCCUCAGGUACCUGAUAAAGAGCAAGGAAGACUCAGCAAAUGGUGGCAUGGGACAACAUUAAAAUUACCUGCCAGUUCACAUAGUUUAGAUUUUUGUGCACAAGCACAUUUGGGAAAAGAAUAUGAUAAUAUUAAGCAGUGUGAAAUUGGAGAUGCUGUUUUAGUCUGUGAAAAGAUUCUGUCUGUUCAUCAGUGCUUAUCAAAAGCAUACAAAGUUGACACUAAUAGUAUUAAUGAAGAAAUGGCUUUUUAUAAUUCAAAUGCUUCUCAGAUAAUUCAAAGUCAAUUAGAAUGCUUAUUAGCCCAAGUUGAAACUUGUGAUUAUCCUUCAAAAAUUAUUUCUGGGAUAGUAUUAUGUCGAUGUCUGGUAAAAAUAUCUCCAAAGAGACUGACGCCAGAAGUAAUUACUACGCUUCUCUCAACAAUGACAGUAAAUUAUGACAGUACUAAAUCAUGUUACUUGGAGUUUGAGAUUGUUAAAAGUGCAAUUAAUACUUCAAAAUGGUUUAUUGAAUCUUUACAUGUAUGCAUAUCAAAGGCUCCUUUAAGAAGCUUUCCAUAUGUCCUGAAAGUAUUGCCUCUUUAUCACUGGUUUUGUGAAGAAUUUAGCAAUUCUUCUUUAAUUCAACUUAAUUAUGAUGCUGAUUUGCUUUCUCAAAUGAUUGAGGGAAAAGAUAAACGAAUACUGCCUUUGUCAAUAAAUAGCAGUGACCUUAUUAAUGCAAUUACUCAAUUGGAACCAGUUCAAAUUGAAAAAGAUCCCUUACUGCAAAUACAGUUGGUCAAGAUGUCAUCUAAAGUUGCACAUUUUAGUUAUUUGAUGAAGUAUGUAGCUUUGCAAAUCAUACUUGUUGAUCUUGGGGUGAAAUUAAAGAGUAAAGCAAAUGUUGAAGAAAUCACUGAAGUAAUUUCUCUGUUAUGGCAGACAAAGGACAAUCUCAAUGUUCACCCCGAUCUAUUAAAUUGCCUCAAAUUUUUGUUCAACUCAUUGGAUUUCAUUGCAGUAACACUUCAUGCCCUUGGACAAAAAGGAAAAAAUGCUGUUGUAGCAACACUGAAGCUUUUAUUGCUUGCAGUUGAUGGUUUGGAUAGUAGUAAAAAGAAAGAACAACUUCAGCAUGUUGUUCCAUUUAUUAGAAAUUGGGCUAUUGUCAAUAUUGGUGAAAAAUUUUCGUAUGGACGUGAGACAGGUGUUCAAAAAGAGUACCAGUUUUGGGCUGACAUGUAUUCUUUUGCUGAUAAUAGUUUAGAAUGGAAAAAAAUUAUUCAAGAAACAGUGUUUGCUCGCUUUGAUAAAAUCCAAUCAUUUGAAUUAAUGGUAAAAUUAUUUAAUAAGUUAACUACUCUAGUGACUGAUCAUGACAUUAUUGAUGUUACAAGAGAUUGCUUGGUGGCCCAUAUUUCUUCAGCUACAGACAAGGACCUGCAACUUGUUGCUGGGGGAUCAGUAAAAACACAGAGUAUUUUGACACAUCUUAUUGAUGUAAAAUUUCCUUCUUUGCCAAAUGAUAUUAACACUCUUUUUGAAUGGGAUAUGUGGCCUGUCAUAUUAAAAGGAUUAAGUAAUAUACAGUCUGAUGAGCCUCAAAGAAUAUGUAAGCAUGUUAGAGGUAUUCUAGAAGACUUAUGUAGUGAUAUAAAAUCUGGAAAUGUAACUGUUGAAAUGUUGUUACACCUGAAAAUGAAAUGGAAUGCAUGUAUAGUCCAAAUGAUGUCUACAUUAUCUGUAGAUCAACAUAGAUUUCUUGAUGAUAUGAGAUUUGCAAACAAAAGAGUUCAUACAUUAAAAAUAUUUUUGCUUCUUGUAAAAGAAUUCGCCUCUUCAAUUCCUGAAGGCUUAUCUAGUCUGUUGGUUAAAGCUAAUGAUCUGUUAAAAAAUCAUCAGGAAUACCUUAUAAAAUCUCUUUGUAACUAUGAUGAUGGAGAGUGGGAUUUCCCCCUAUUUCCUGAAGCUAAAAUGAUCACACCAAUGCUAGUCCAGUUUGCUGUUAUGAAUUCAGAGGGAUUUAAAAACGAUAUUUUUUAUUACAAAAAGAAGCAACUGGAAAAAAGUGUAACUCAGGAAUCAUCAUUGGAAGAUGUGUGUGAGUCUUUUUGGGUACCUCUAUUUGACCACUGCUGCACAGUUGCAGAUGAAUUGAAAGAAGAAACCAUUACAUUAAGUAACCUUAGUUCGCUUUUUGGAAGCACAGAAUCUGCUGAUUCUGAAAAAACUAUAGAAAGACUUCUAUCUGCUGUUGAGAAGUGUCAUGCACAGUGUACUAAGGAUAUUGGCUUAUUAGCUGAUCUCUCUAUUCAAAAUGAUAUACAUAAGCUAGCAACAUUUAUAGAGUCUGAACCUUUAAACAUGCAGUGGGUAAAAAAGCUUGGAAAGAAAAUAACUGACUGGAGCAAUGUUCAAGCACUUUCUGCCGAAGCUGAUUACUUAAUGGAAAUCAUAAAAGCUUACGAUUUAAAUCAGUCACCAAUUUAUCGCUUUUCAAAACAAGGUAUUCAUGAACUUCUUCAACAGAUGCUUAAAUCUGUCACUGAUGAUGAUAAUAAAGUUUUAUUAUUUUUAAAGAAAAUCAGACUCGUUGAUGCUGAAAUAAAGGAGUCUGUGAAAGAGUUAGGACAGUGCAAAGAUUUAAGGUCAUUUAUUAAAAGUAAAAGUAAAGAUGUCAGUGAAAUGGAAAGAUUUAUUCAAAUUGCACUUGAUAUUGUUGCUGGAGAUGGAGCUGAAAUGCAAGAUCGAUUGAUUGAUUUGUCUGAAUUGUGUGGAAAAUUUUACCCUUUGCUCUAUCAACUAGAUUCCACUACUGAAGCUCAAGAUGUUGACACAAUUCAAGCACUUUUUCAACAAACAUGGGAGUCACUAAAAACACACGGUGACCCACUUACCUUAACGAAAUCAUGUAUCUCCAAUGUCGAAUGGUAUAAAUUCAUUGGACAGCUACAAGGAGCUGGAGAACAAGGAACUGUAAAGCAACUCAAUGAUCUUAAUGAACACGGAGAGUAUACAGUAUCAACCACUAAAGAUGUACAAGAAUGCACAGUGUCACUGACAAUCAAUUCAGUUGAUCCUCAUAUUUCAAAGAAGUUCUGGACACUUGAUGACUUACAUGAGAUUGAAAGUAAGCUUGUUCUAAUAACUCGUCAAACAUCAAAAUGGGUGGAUGCCAAAAAUUUAUUUCAAGAGAUGUUAAGUAGAGUUUGUCAAAUUUGUGAUGUGGUUCAAAAGCUAAAAGAAUAUGGUCACAUGAAGUACUUAGUAUGGCAGAGAACACUUGCAUGUUCUGAUUUUGUGAGUGAUCUAGCAAGUCUUGAUAAACAAAUAGAAGAGCUUGAGCAAACUCUUAGCAAAUGGAUAGGUUAUGUUUGGAGAUGUAGACAUCAAUACUCUGAGCUUAAUUAUUACAAAACCAAUCAACUCAUUGUUCUAAGGGAAGAAUUGACAAAAGUUGAUCAAGAUGAGAACCAUGAAAUUAGCCUUCAAGUAUUUCACUUAUUGAACAGUACAAUUGGGAAGCCUUUAGAAUCUGAACUUAUUGUUAGAAAAGCAUUGAAAGGAGAUGUUUCUCUUGAUGAUGAAAGUUUAAGUGUUAAAGAAGAAUUCACUACAACAGAAUCAGCACCACCACCUGUCCAAUCAGUAGAAACAAAUAUUGAGCCUGAAGAGAUUUCAAAAGUUUCUCAGUCUUUGGCCAAAGUUCGAAGUGAUGAUUGUAUGAAUAAGCUUUAUGAAGAAGCAGAUGUAUUGGGGUAUCCAGAGUAUUUAAUUCUUGAAGCACUUCUUAACCAAAAUAUUACAGAUAUUUUUGAUAUGAUGGAAUGGUAUGAUGAGUUGACUGAUGAUGAUACUGAUAAAUAUCAAAAAGAAUGGAUGGUAAAUCAUGUUGAAACCAAAAAGAACCCACUUUCUACAACUGAAUCUGCCACUGAUACCACCUUGUGUCAUUCUUCACCAGAAGGCUUUAAUGAUAUUGAUAUCAAUCAUGUGGCAAAGUAUUUCUUUAAAAGAAUGGAGAACAGUAUAUUUGAAAGAACAACUAGUGUUGCUGAUGAAACUGAUUUUGUUUCAUUGGAAAAUUUGGGAAGGUGCUUACAAAUCAUUGCUGCUCGGCAAGAAUAUCUAAAAGAGAGACAUUUUUUGAAGCCAUUUGAACAAGGGGUGCCUAACCUAGUUAUAACUUCUGCAGACAACAUAUUUAUUUGCACUUUACAAAUUUAUUCUGCUGGUGACAAUAACUCUUUACCUACCUUUGAUGAAGUUUUUACUUGUUCCGAAUCUACUACACUUGAAGAAGUUACUAUAUUCUGGAUGAGGGUACUCAGUAAUCAAAAGAAUAAUCAGAUUUAUUGUUUACUUCAUGGUGAAAAACUACCGUACCUUAUUGCUGAAGAAUCAUUAGACUUACUAAAGUAUCUGUCCCAAGGAAACGAAGGGUAUAAACUUGUGAUUAUAUGUAGCAAUGAAGAGGAAGGGAAAUCAAAUGUCAUUUCUCGUCUCUAUUCAUAUAGAAGAGAAUGGAAUCUUCCAACAGAUGAAGAUAUGGAACAAUUAGAGAAAUUUUUGUGGCAGAAUAUAAUUAAAAUUAAGAGGAAAAGCUAUAUUGCACAUGUUAAUGCAGCUGAUGUUGAUACUGAAAGCUCGCAAGUAAGAGUUUUUACAUCAAAACAAGCAGGAGUUGGAAAAUCAUUAUCAGUUAGAAAAUUGAAGGACAAGCUUGUAAAGGUGUUUAGAGUGAAUGGGUUAAUAACAGAAAAUCAAACUCAGAAAGCUAUAGUUACUCUUCCACUGCAUGGGCCUGUAGUGACUGCAGAUGAAGUUCUCUCAAUGCUAUUGAAGGAAGGCUCUGACUUAAAAUCUUGCAUUAUUCACUUAGAUAUUCCUAUAAGGGUGCUUCGAAGUAUUGAUGACAUUAUAUUCAGUCUUCUGAUACUUGGUGGAUUGACUGACUCUAAAGGAAAUGUUUGGAGAACCCAUCCUUCCCAACUAUAUGCAAUUGAAUUGACAUUACCCUCAACUAAAUCUUAUAUUUGGGAGUUUUCUCAGACCAGAAGAGUUAUAAACCUACUAAAGUUGUUCCCUAAUACGGAAUGUCCAACUCCCAAACAAUUAUGUGAUUUAAUGACUGAGGACUCAGUUGCAAUUGAGCUUCGAACUCCUAUGUAUCAAAGAGUUUAUCAAUACUUGCGAUUGUUGGAGCUGGAAGAAUAUUCCAAACUUGAAAAAUUCAUAUUUGUUGGUACACUAGAAGGGUCGGAUAGAGAAUGUCUGGAUACCAUUAUUAGACAUAGCAAUAUUUCAAUUCCAACAUGGAAGGAAGUUCGUCACUUUGUUUGGUUUCUGAACAUACAGUUGAGUGCAUGUGAGCAAUCUAACAUCAUCAAAAGAGUACCAGGACUAAGAACUUUCGUUGUUGAUUUUAUGACAACAAUGUCACGUGAUUUUGCUACAUCUUCAAUGUCAACUGAAAGUACUGAUAAUAUUCUUAACCAACAUGUGCCUAGGAGACGUUGGGAUGAAAGCAUGCAUCCAUAUCUCUUCUUCAACAAAAACAGAACUUCUGUCACUCAUGUUGGUCUUCAAUUUGAAACAAAAAAUUCUCAGAUUGUCCUUCAAGACACAUAUACUCAAAAAGAAAUUAAAGCUGACAUAGCUCCUGAAUUGUUUGACUUUCUCACAAAAUCUGUAAAAAUUCCCCUCCAAAGUACUAGCAACUGCUCUGAAAAUGAACUAGAUCUAAUUGAAAGAUUAUUGGAAUUUAUGAACAUUAAAACUGAUGAAAUUAAAUCUCCAGAUGAAACCUAUGUUCUUACUCAAGAUAAUUUAACAAAAAUAAUGGCCAUUCAGACACGAUUCAGAUGCCAAAUACCAGUGGUUUUAAUGGGUGAAACAGGAUGUGGUAAAACUCAUUUAAUUCGUUUCAUGUGUAAAUUUGCGACUUACAACAAACCAAUGAAAAAUAUGUUCAUCCUUAAGGUUCAUGGUGGAACAACAGAGGAAGACGUUAUUCAGUGUGUCAAUGAAGCAGAAACAGCCGCAUUGGAAAAUAGGAAGCAUAAGAUUGAUACUGUAGUGUUUUUUGAUGAAGCUAACACUAGUGAUGUCAUUAGUCUUAUAAAGGAAAUUAUGUGUGAUGGGAGAUGCAGAGGAAAACUGGUUCCUCCUUUUUUGAAGUUUGUAGCUGCUUGUAAUCCAUAUCGAAAACAUUCUCAUGAGAUGAUAAAGAAAUUAAGAGGAGCUGGAUUAGGAUGGCGAGAUGAAGAAGCAAGUAACAAUGCAGAAAAAUUAGGAGAAAUACCUUUAAGAGAUUUAGUGUAUCGAGUAUUAGAAUUACCCGACAGUAUGAAAGCAUUGAUUUAUGAUUUUGGGCAAUUAAAAUAUGAAACUGAAAGGGACUAUAUUUUACAAAUGGCACGUAAUAAGCUUCAAAAAAAAGAUGAAGUUUCUCAUGAUUGUGUGAUUGCUAUUGGUGAAGUAUUAGCAAAAUGCCAAGAUUUUUCAAAACAAAUGAAAGAUGAGUGUAGUUUUGUGAGUUUACGUGAUGUAGAUCGAGUUCUUGUACUAUUUAUAUACUUUUUGGAUGUAUUCACUGAUGUGUUUCAAAUUAAUGGUCACGAUAAUGUGGACAAAAUUACCCAAUCAUUAUUACUAGCACUUAGUGUAGCAUAUUUGGCAAGAAUGGCUUCACGUGAUGCAUUUAUGACUAAAGUUUUAGGAUGCAUCAAACCACCACUUCAUUUUGUUGAUUUGCUACAAUAUAAAAAUAUUGUAAAAAAGUAUCAAGAAAAACUAUUAGAUUGCAUGGAAAUUGAAAAUAAUAUAGCUAAAAAUGCUGCUCUAAGGGAGAACAUAUUUAUGAUGUUUGUGUGUAUUGAGUUGCGUGUUCCACUAUUUCUUGUUGGGAAACCUGGAAGUUCUAAAUCGUUAGCUAAAGCAAUCAUCGAGAAUUCAUUAAAGGGAAAAAAUUCAAAAAAACAACAAUGAAGCAGUUCAAACAAAUCCAUCUUCAUUCCCACCAAUGCAGUGGGUUAUCAACUCCUGCUAGUAUUACUGAAGUAUUUGUGAAUGCCAAGAACUUUCAGGAAAAAAG